CAAACCGGAAAUGUACGAAAGAAACGACUGAUGACUUCCCCCUGCCUGCAAAUCAGCGCGGGAAGAGACAAACACCAGAACCAUUCAAAUCAGUCCGUUCAUCGCCAGGUUUCUUAAUAUUGCACCAACCUCGUCUAUAUUUUCGGGGUUUACCGUUCGUCAGGAUGAAGGUGGUUACCUGUGAGAUCGCAUGGCACAACAAGGAGCCGGUGUACAGCAUGGACUUCCAGCAGCAGUGUGAGGGCAAGAUCCACCGGCUUGCUACCGCUGGUGUGGACUCCACUGUGCGGAUGUGGAAGGUGGGAAUGGGGCCAGAUGGCAAAGCGACCGUGGAGUUCCUGUCCAACCUGGCUCGGCACACCAAGGCUGUGAACGUGGUGCGAUUCUCCCCCAGCUCUGAGCUGCUGGCGUCCGGCGGAGAUGACGCUGCCAUCUUGCUGUGGAAGCUGAAUGACUGUAAGGAGCCGGCUGCCUUCCAGGAGGAUGAGGACGCUCAGCUCAACAAGGAGAGCUGGAUCGUGGUGAAGACCCUGCGGGGUCACAUUGAGGAUGUGUAUGACAUCUCCUGGGCCAGUGAUGGGAACUUCAUGGUGUCAGGAUCCGUGGAUAACACCGCCAUCAUGUGGGACAUCACAAAGGGACAGAAGAUGUGCAUUUUUAACGACCAUAAGAGUUACGUGCAGGGUGUGAGCUGGGAUCCCCUGGGACAUUACAUUUCCACACUCAGCUGUGACAGAGUGAUGCGGGUGUACAGUGCUCAAACCAGGAAGAAGGCCUACAACGUCUGUAAAAUGACCUCGGGAUCAGCGGCGGAGGGGGAGGUGAAGAACUACAGAAUGUUCCACGAUGACAGCAUGCGGUCUUUCUUCCGCCGGCUCACCUUCACCCCUGACGGCUCCUUCCUGCUGGUGCCAGCUGGGUGUGUGGAGGCGGGGGAGAACGUGACUAACACCACCUACAUCUUCUCCAGGAAAAACCUGAAGAGGCCCGUAGCUCACUUGCCCUGCCCCGCGAAGGCCACGCUCGCCGUGCGCUGCUGCCCCGUCUACUUUGAGCUCCGGACCCACAAGGCUGACGAUGGUACCACACAGCCCCUGCCCAACACCCUGCAGCUCCCCUAUCGCCUGGUGUUCGCUGUGGCAUCUGAGGACUCCAUCUUCCUGUACGACACCCAGCAGAGCCUUCCUUUCGGCUACGUCUCCAACAUCCACUACCACACCCUCAGCGACCUCACCUGGUCUCGGGACGGCUCUUUCCUGGCGGUGUCCUCCACCGAUGGCUACUGCUCCUUCCUGUCCUUCUCUCCGGGGGAGCUGGGGACCCCCCUCAAACAGCGCCCCGUUCUGCAGACGCUCACCCCUUCGUCUGUCCCCGAGAAGAAAGGCAAGAAGGCGGCCGGCGGCAGGACCGCCUCCCCUGUACCCCGGAACUCAGACGCCAGCCCCGCGGCGGGGUCAAAGGUCGGCACGGCGGGAGAGGCGGCUUGCGAUGCCCCCUCCACCCCUCUUUCCAGCAAGACCUCCACCGCCACCACCCCCACCUCAGGGGAGCGGGCCAGCCAGCCCAGCCAGGCCAAGCCCCAGGGCCGCAGGAUCAUGCUCAACACGCUGGAGGCCUGGAGCAAAACCAGCGCCCCCAAAGCGGCCAGCGCCCCCAAAGCGGGGUCCCCCGGCCUACGGACCCCCAGCACGGCCAAGGGGCCCACGCCCAGGCGGAUCUCUCUGACUCCGGUGCCUCAGGCCUCCUCCCAGACCUUCGUUAGUCCCUCCCCCUCAGAGAAAGCCAAACACGAGAGGCCGUCCCCGCCCAGCGACCCCAUGUGCAAACCCCCAGAGCCCAAGCGCUCCAAGAAUGAUGAACCCCUCUCCAGCACCGCCCCCGGGGCCCCGCCCAGCACCGCCCCUGGGGCCCCACCCAGCACCACCCCUGGGGCCCCACCCAGCACCACUGAGCUUCCCCAGGGCCCCUGACGCUCCCGGUACUGACUGACUGAUGUCAUCACUGACCCCUUCAAGCGCUGCCGCUCAAAGCUCUUCCACCUGUUACACAGGGACUGUGUAUGUGUGGUAUGUGUGGUAUGUGUGGUAUGUGUGGUAUGUGUGGUAUGUGUGGUAUGUGUGGUAUGUGUGGUGUGUGUGGUAUGUGUGGUAUGUGUGGUAUGUGUGGUGUGUGUGGUGUGUGUGGUGUGUGUGGUGUGUGUGUGUGUGUGUGGUGUGUGUGUGUGUGUGUAUCCUCCUGUGGGUAUAUUGAGUGUCACACGGGACAUAUGCAAUUGUGGUGGUUGGUUGCCGUGUUUUAAAAGGCCUAAUACAAUGUAAUACUUCAGAUUGGGACAGUUUUACCCACAAUAUUUUGCAUCGCUGGACUGAAGCCACUAAGCAUUCCUCUGUGUUCCCCUCCAAUCAGAAUGAGGCUUGUUGAACAGUCACUCUUCAUUCACUGUGUUUGUGUAUUUGUAUUUGCUGAUUGUAGCAAGGAGGAGUUUCCCAAUACAUAUUUUUUAAUGCAACUUAUCCAUUUAGACAUCUCUCCACUUUCUAUUUUAAAACUCUGUUAAAGGAAUUGAGAUACUAGUAAAUAUAUCACUGUAUAAAUAA
Messenger RNA from Conger conger (European conger), 2597 nucleotides. RefSeq names its product chromatin assembly factor 1, subunit B (gene chaf1b). The record is from RefSeq and is a predicted model, not a curated record. The coding region runs from base 165 to 1970 and encodes 601 amino acids. NCBI's taxonomy places the organism in Eukaryota, Metazoa, Chordata, Actinopteri, Anguilliformes, Congridae. Gene Ontology annotation, cellular component: CAF-1 complex; nucleus. Gene Ontology annotation, biological process: DNA replication-dependent chromatin assembly; nucleosome assembly. Gene Ontology annotation, molecular function: protein binding. The transcript has 14 exons.